Messenger RNA from Salmo salar (Atlantic salmon), 3199 nucleotides. Lineage: Eukaryota; Metazoa; Chordata; Actinopteri; Salmoniformes; Salmonidae. The record is from RefSeq and is a predicted model, not a curated record.
GAGAAAAUGAUGACAUUUGUGAAGAACGAGCUGAAGAUGUUCAAGAGGAUUCUUAGUCUAGAACUCCCAGAAGGCUUUGAGAGUCAGAAGCAGGAUGAGGAAGUGGUGCAUGCUGAAGAUGAGAAGCAGGAGAGCAGUGCCAGAGAGGGGGCUCUGAAGAUCACACUGCACGUCCUGAGGAAAAUGAACCAGAAGGAGCUUGCUGACACACUGGAGAAAUAUGAGCUUGCUGUGAUUUGCCAACGUGAACUCAAAUCUAAUCUAAAGAAGAAGUUUCAAUGUGUAUUUGAGGGGAUCGCUAAACAAGGAAACCCAACACUUCUCAAUAAGAUCUACACAGAGCUCUACAUCACAGAGGGUGGAAGAGGAGAGGUCAAUAAUGAACAUGAGCUGAGACAGAUUGAGACAACAACCAGGCAACAAGCAAGACCAGAGACUGUAAUCAAAUGUAACGACAUCUUCAAACCCUUAACUGGACAAGACAAACGUAUCAGAACUGUGCUGACAAAGGGAGUCGCUGGCAUUGGAAAAACAGUCUCUGUGCAGAAGUUCAUUCUGGACUGGGCUGAAGGAAAAGCAAAUCAGGAUGUUCAAUUUGUGUUUUCAUUCCCUUUCCGGGAGCUGAAUUUGAUGAAAGGGGACAAAAACACUUUGAUUGAACUUCUUAAUCACUUCUCAAUGGAAACCAAACAAUCAAGAAUCUCUAACUACGACAAGUACAAAGUUCUGUUCAUCUUUGAUGGUCUGGAUGAGUGCCGACUGCCCCUGGACUUCCAGAAGAACAAGAUCUGUUGUGACGUCACAGAGUCAACCUCAGUGGAUGUUCUGCUGACAAAUCUCAUCGAGGGAAAUCUGCUUCCCUCUGCUCUCCUCUGGAUAACUACCCGACCUGCAGCAGCCAAUAAGAUCCCUUCAGGGUGUGUUGACCAGGUGACAGAGGUACGAGGGUUCAAUGACCAACAGAAGGAGGAGUACUUCAGGAAGAGAUUCAGUGAUGAGGACCUGGCCAGCAGAAUCAUCUCACACAUAAAGACAUCAAGGAGCCUCCACAUCAUGUGCCACAUUCCAGUCUUCUGUUGGAUUUCUGCAACAGUCCUCGAACACAUGCUGAAACAUAAGACAGAAGAGAUGCCCAAGACUCUGACUGAGAUGUACACACACCUUGUGGUGUUUCAUACCAAACAGAAGAAUGAAAAGUAUCUUGGGAAAGAAGAGACAGGUCCACACUGGAAUAAAGAGAGCAUUCUGUCACUGGGAAAACUGGCUUUUCAACAGCUAGAGAAGGGCAAUCUGAUUUUCUAUGAAGAAGACCUGAAAGAGGCUGGCAUUGAUGUCAAUGAAGCCUCUGUGUACUCAGGAUUGUGCACACAGCUCUUUAAAGAGGAAUGUGGGCUGUACCAGGACAAAGUGUACUGCUUCGUUCAUCUGAGCAUUCAGGAGUUUCUGGCUGCUGUAUAUGUGUUCCUCUCAUUCAUCAACAACAAUGAGAAUCUCAUGGACAAACAGCAAACAAAUUCCAGUAUAUUUUCUCUGCUGUACAGAGACAAGCCUGAAGUUACUGUCUACAAGAGUGCUGUGGAUAAAGCCUUACAAAGUGAGAUGGGAAACCUCGACCUGUUCCUCCGCUUCCUUCUGGGCCUCUCACUGGAGUCCAAUCAGAAGCACUUACGAGGUCUACUGACAAAGACAAGAAGCAGCUCAAAGACCCAUGAAAAAACAGUCAAUUACAUCAAGAAGAAGAUCAGGGAGAAUCCCUCUCCAGAGAGGAGCAUCAAUCUGUUCCACUGUCUGAAUGAACUGAAUGACCAUUCUCUAGUGGAGGAAAUCCAAAGCUACCUGAGAUCAGGAAGUGUCUCAGAACCCAACCUGUCACCUGCACAGUGGUCAGCUCUGGUCUUUGUGUUGCUGACUUCAGAAAAGGAGCUGGAUGAGUUUGACCUGAAGAAAUUCUCCAGAUCAGAGGAAAGUCUUCUGAGGCUGCUGCCAGUGGUCAAAGCCUCCAGAGCUGCUCUGCUGUCAGGCUGUGGAGUCACAAAGAAAGGCUGUGCUUCUCUGGUCUCAGCUCUGAAGUCAAACCCCUCACACCUGAGAGAGCUGGACCUGAGUAACAAUGACCUGAAGGAUUCAGGAGUGAAGCUGCUCUCUGCUGGACUGGAGGAUCCACACUGUAAAGAUCUCACACUGGACCCAAACACAGUAAACAGACUCCUCUCUCUGUCUGAGGAGAACAGAAAGGUGACAUGUAGGACAGAGGAGCAGCCGUAUCCUGAUCACCCAGAGAGAUUUGAGGACUGGGGACAGGUGCUGUGUAGAGAGGGUCUGACUGGGCGCUGUUACUGGGAGGUAGAGUGGAGUGGGAGUUGGGCUGGUAUAGGAGUGACAUAUAAAGGAAUCAGCAGGAGAGGAAGGGGUGAGGACUGUUGGCUUGGAUGGAAUGACAAGUCCUGGAGUCUGUUCUGCGAUGACAACAGUUACAUUGCCAGGCAUAAUAAUAACUCCACUACCAUAGACGUCCCCUCCUCCAGCUCCCACAGAGUAGGAGUGUAUCUGGACUGGUCAGCCGGCACUCUGUCCUUCUAUAGAGCCUCCUCUGACACACUGACCCACCUGAUCACAUUCACCUCCACAUUCACUGAGCCCCUCUAUCCAGGGUUUUGGGUUUAUGAUGAAUCCUCAGUGUCCCUGAAAUAAUAACUGGACACUCACACGUGACAGGCUUGUAGACGUCACUCAAUCCACCCAAAACAACAUGCAGUCUUUCCACAAGACUCCCAUGAAGUUAUAGUGUGACGUUAUGAGUCGACGUUAAAGUAACAUUCUCACAACAUACUGCACUUGAUUUUAUCCUGUUUUAGAUGUAUCCUCUGUUUAAACAUUUAAACUCUUACAAUAACACCGUUAAAAUACCAAUGUGAUCAUUUCUUGUCUUUUAUGUUGGAAAAACAAAUUGUACAAUUAUAUGUGGACAUACGCUCCAUAGUUGUACAAGUAUACAUGGUUAUAUUGUACUUUUCAUAAUAAAACAUACUUGAAACAAGAAAAAGCAUGUUAAUUGUGGAAACAAUUUCAUUAUUGAUUUUACAUUGCUUCUCCCUGUCUCAUGUUGUAAUGGCUGUCGUGGUGAAUGGAUGACAAAACGCAGAUGGGAAUGCUCAUUCUUCUAUUUAAUUAGAAUAAAAUGAACACGGAAAACAAGAAA